GGCUGCAGAGGGCUCCGUGCGGCUGCUGCUUCGACCCUCGCGCCUUCUCCCUCCAGUGGACCAUCGCCAACCUGCCUCCACCGGCCAUCUCCGCACUCGCCCACGGCCCCACUGCUCUGCCGGCUGCUGCCCUGUGGGGCCCCGGGCCCCCCCUGCUCUGGGCAGCCCCACGGACCCUCCCGCUCUGGGCAGCCCCAUGGACCCUCCAGGGCCAACAGCACCACCUCACACCCGGCCAACAGCAGAGGAGAGUGGUGGACCCAGACCCCCUGCUGCUGCCCACCUCCGUCCCUGGCCUCCAGCACCUCCAGGGGCAGCCUGCCCACACCAACAGCUCCGGCACAGACACCCCUGCGGGGACACCCCCGGGCAGCGACACACGCCCGGGCACCGAUGUCCCCCUCAGCCCCUCUGCUGCCCCCCACAACCCAGCCCUCGGGGACCCGCCAGGCGACCUUGCGCUGCCCGAGGAGGUGCCUCUCCAAGAGGCCCUCAGCUUCUUCAACUGCUGCCUGGACGAGGCGGAGGUCAGCCAGGAGGUUCCCGGCAGCGGCCCCAUGCCUGGGCACCUUGCGGACACCGGCGCAGCCAUCCCCUCCCGCGACUUCGCCUGGCUCUCGCUGCCCGAGGAGGUGCUCAGCCCCGACUACGGCGUCCCCGAGACCGCCGACGCCAUCCUCAGCCUGGCAGAAGCGGUCAUGGGACUGGAGGCCCAGAACUC
Cariama cristata (Red-legged seriema) is the source of this 721-nucleotide messenger RNA. It is a transcript of the gene PRR22, whose product is annotated as proline rich 22. The record is from RefSeq and is a predicted model, not a curated record. The annotation marks the transcript as partial. The transcript has a single exon. NCBI's taxonomy places the organism in Eukaryota, Metazoa, Chordata, Aves, Cariamiformes, Cariamidae.